CAGCAAAGAACCCGCCCACAUCGCGCAGGGCGGGACUAGGCGGAGCUUGGCGCCCGAGGGCCAUGUGGCUGCGUUUCUAGGCGGCGUCCGGCAAAGUCUAUUAAGUGUUGAGGAAGACUUGGGUCACGUGUGAAUGGGAGCAGCAAGAUGGCACAGGCUGUGAGGGAGUGACAUGGUGGCAGUCUGGUGUUGGCUCCCCAGCAAAUUUGCAUUUUACCUGCUUUCCGCACUGUGUCAUUUGUGGGCUGAGGCACCUGCGAAGAUCAGUGCCUCCUCACAGGAGCCCAAGUGAGGAAACAGCCGAUCACCAAUGCAUUUGCAUAGGCCUCCUCUAUGGCCUGCUACGACUUCAGCAGUCUUUGGACGAUGGGGAGCCAGACCGACAAGGCACCCACCUCAGGCCCCUCUGGCCUUGGCCAGAGGACCAGGUGGGAGUGCGCUGGACUGGGCUCAUUCCUGGCAUCCUGAGGUCAUCGCUGCUCCUGCCUGAGGCCCUGUCCCUUGACUGGCGGCUAUGCUUUUAUGCAGGCCCUGGGGAAGAGAGUCUGGAAAGCCAGCCUCACAGGUAAUGAAAACAGACUGCUUCUGGCAAUGGAGUGGCUUAUGGCAGACCAAUGCCUGAUGAGGACUCAAGGAACUGGCCAUAAUUCAGAAGGCAUCUGCUUGUAGGACUGGAGCACUACCCUGGCACCCACAGCUCAGAGGGGAGCUUGAAGAGGUGAGUCCUAUUUCCUGCACUGGCUUCUCCCUUUGGGGCUGGGCAGGGGCAGCUGCUCAGAGGCAGAGAAGCCAGAGGAGCUCCGCGUGAUCUUGCGGGACUGGGGAGACUGAGCUGGGGGUUUGGGCCUGCUGAGGCAGUGGGACCUGAGGGCCAAGAUCCCUGAGAGGAAGGAGGCCAGAGAAGCAGAAAGUGGCUAAAAAAGCAGAGCUGGCUUUUUGGCAGUUUCAUGAUGCUAGGGAAGAGUUCAGAGCCUGCCAAGGAGGAAUGGCCCUAAGAAAUACCAGGCUCUCAGCUUGGACCUUUGGGGACCACAGGUAGAUUGGACUUUACAAGGACUGUGGAAUGAGUUUAGCGUUAGCUGAGCCCUGGAGUGGCUUGAGGUGGCCUUCCCCUCUGCUGCCCACCCUGGAGGGAGACACCAUCCUGAUCCUCAACCAUUCUGUCACACACAGUGCCUGACACUCUGUCAAGUUACUAGGCACACUGAGAAACAGGAUGGGGGGAGUGGGGGGGGAAGAGUGACAGACCCACAGGAAGUAAGAUAUUGGAGUUAGCAGACAUGGACUUUAAAAUAACUAACAUAUUGAAAUAGGUAAGAUGGAGAGUUUCACAGAGAAUUAGAAUUCAUAAAAGAUUAAAUGAAAAUUCAAAGUGCAAUAACUGAAAUUUAAAAUUCAGUAGGUGGAUUUAAAAGUAGACAAGAGACAGCUGAAGAAAGGACUAGUGAACUGCAAGAUAGAUCAAUAGAAAAUAUCUCUGCAAACCCCACCAUGACCAGCUCACACUAUCCUGUGAGCUUCCUUGUCCUGGGCCCUCUGAGCCCUUCUGUAGACCCGUUGGGCAGUGGCGGGGGGGCCUGCUGAGGAGACUUUGUGCUUGGGAGAGACUGAGGGGGCUUGGGAAUUUGGGGAUCGCUCUCCAUUGCAGCCUUGUUGGAAACAUUACCAGCACAUUGGGAGUCUAGUCAUUGGACCUCCAUGACUCUAGUGAAAUCUUUAAGGGUCUUAGGCAAAAGGGACAUGAGCUUGUUUGUGCUCAUGGGCUCAGGCUAAAGGUAUGCUAAUCUCUCCAACAUACACCUUAGAAAAUGCCUUUGGUGGGACGGGGAACCAAGGAAGGCUUGUCUGUGAUUUGCAAGGGGUGUGCACAUUGCUACUCAGGCUCGUGGACCAUGGAACCCGAGUGCUCCCUGUUCCACUGACAUGAUGGGCACUGGCGUAGCUGGGGGUGAGGGAGCAGGGUCGGGGCUGUGCUGAGCUUGACCUUGAAGCUGUUGUGGAUUGUAGCAGUUCACACGCAUGUUCUGAGAAAUUUUCCAUCCUGGGUUAAUGAUUUCCUUAUAAUGAACAGAAAUAAAUUCAAGAGGGAUGGUGAGCUAAGGUGGGGUCAUGGGCCAAGGCCAGUGGCUGAGCUGAGAGAUGACUGCUGACCUGCACAGGCGGUCUAACGUGGAUUAAAGCAAUGUCACAGCAAAGACAUCGGCCUUUUAUCUCAAGUAAAAGAUGGAAGCCCCUUUGUCCUCUAAAAUGCUCUGUCUUGGGGUCAGCAAACACCCCUUUUGAGGGGAGAGGAGGAAUCCAGGUCAAAUCUGGGUGAGGGAGGACACAACAGCCACUGGCUCCUGGGAGCUUCUGGUCAGCUCAGGACAAGUGCCCAGAAGCCACUUGGACGCCCUGCAGUGUCUCCUGUGCUUCAGGAGAGGAAGCCAUGCUGGGUUCUCUCUGGAGGGUCCAUGAGGAAGGGAUGUUCUCUCACAUGGGAGGUUGCGGGGCAGGAGGUGAGGAACAGGUGAGCACAGAGCCUUCUACCUUCCAGGCAUUGUUUUAGGCCUGGUCAGUUGCAUGGAUGAGAUAGACAAGGUCCCUGCUCCUGUGCAGAUUGUCUUCUAGUCCAGAGGCCGCCUUCAACCGGUGUAAGCAAGUAAGAGCAAACACUAAAACAAGGAAAACAAAUGAUAAGGGUCAUGGAAAAGAUGACAUUGGGACCACGCUGGUGGCAGGGUUGGGUUGGGAAGAGGGCAGCCUCCCUGAAGAGGUGAUGGUGAGCUGAACUGGAAUGACAGGGUGGGUAGCUCUGCGUGCAAAGCGGCGCCCUGAGCUGGCAUCGCACAAGUCCUGGUAGGCCCCGGCUUUCCUCAUAAGGACAAUGAGAAACCGAUGACAGAUUUUUAAAAAAAAUUAUUUAUUUGUUUGGCUGCAUUGGGUCUUAGCUGCGGCACACAGGAACUUCGUUGCGGCAUGUGGGGUCUUUAGUUGCGGCAUGUGGGAUCUAGCUCCCUGACCAGGGAUUGAACCCAGGCCCCUUGCAUUGGGAGCAUGGAGUCUUAGCCACUGGACCACCAGGGAAGUCCCCCGAUGACAGAUUUUAAGCAGGAGAAAAAGGUGAUCUGAUUGCACAUUUGCAAGAUGUGCUGCGUGCUGUGUGGAUACUUGGAUUGUGGGGAGAGUUUCUGGGAGCAGGGAGACCAAUGGGUGGAUUUGCUUGUGUUCAGCGAAGGACAGGUAUCACAGCUGCAGAACCAGAGGGGACUGUAGACUCAGGAUGCAUUUGGGGUGGGGCUGAGGGAAAGCAGGGACCCAAAUGAGCCUCAGGUAUCUGAGCAUCUGGGUGGAGGCAGGGCCAUAGUGGGAGGGGGGCAUACCCACUGUGUAUGUCAGAUCUAGAGGUUCCCAAACUCGCAGUUCAGAGCACCUCUAGUUAAGGUUCAAUAAUUAUUUUAAGGGACUCAUAGGCCAAAAGAAGUACCUAACAGUUCCAUUUUUAAAUACAUAAGUCCAAACAAGUUAAGUAUUGACAUCCUAGCAACUUACAGUAGAUAUUUGGAAAAUAAUGUAAACUUAAAAUUUUUUUCACUUAAUUUUUAAGUAACUGUAAUUAUGGGUGGAACGUGUGCCUGUCGGCUCUUCUUGAAUCUUGGAAUCAGAUUGGACACUGCCACCCUUGUUGCUUUUUCCACAUUGAUUCUUGCACAGUAAUUGCUUUUUCAAUAACUGCCAGAAACCUAGCUUUGCAGACAUGAAAUAGCGGAAAGGAGUGUAGCAAGAUAUGAUGUUGAAACCAUGAAGUGUUCAGAGGUGUUUAUUAGUAUCACCAUUUUCCUCAAAAGUAAAAGGCAUCCUGCUGUGCCUGCAAGUUCACUGUGGGCUGGGGGUUCUUCAGUGCAUUGUUUAGAAACUGCAGCUCUGUGCCCUUCCCUUUUCCCUCUGGGUCUGUGGACGUCCUCUCUCCUGGGCCACAUGUUGGUGUGCAAGUCACCCCCCACCCCCCACCAGUUCUUUGGGAUGGCUCACUGGGUCUUGUGGCACUCACUGUUGCCCUCACAGCCCAACAGCCUGCACAUGGCAAAUGUCCCUUUGAAGCUAUUGUGUUCCCACCUUCGGUGCUUAGAGGAUGUUUUUCUUUAUCCUUUGAUUUUAUUUAUUUACUUUUUAUAAAUUUAUUUAUUUAUGGCUGAGUUGGGUCUUUGUUGCUGUGCACGGGCUUUCUCUAGUUGCAGCUAGCAGGGGCUACUCUGUUGCGGUGUGCGGACUUCUCAUUGCGGUGGCUUCUCUUGUUGUGGAGCAUGGGCUCUAGGCGUGCGGGCUUCAGUAGUUGUGGCUCACAGGCUCUAGAGCACAGGCUCAGUAGUUGUGGCGCACGGGCUUAGUUGCUCUGCGGCAUGUGGAAUCUUCCUGAACCAGGGCUCAAACCCGUGUCCUCUGCAUUGGCAGGCGGAUUCUUAACCACUGCGCCACCAGGGAAGCCCUAUCCUUUGAUUUAAAACACCUCAGAACUCAAGACCUGACUCCAACUUAAUUACUUCAGUGUGAUGCAUCAUUUCCCCUUCCUGUAUCUGAACAGGUUUAGUUUAACUAAAGAGGGUGGCAGACUCUCAGGGUUGAUGUAAAAAUAGCUCACCCUGAUCAGAGAAAGCGGUCUGCUGUCUGCACCCAUUUCCCUGCUGAUGUGACAUUGAAAAAUGCCAGCAGCACUGGGCUUCCUCCCUUCCCUGGCACCCAUUCUGUCUCUGCUGUGGAGCUGGGUGCAGGAGGAGUGUACCCCUGACUCUGCCAUUGGUGUUGGGUUUGGCCCUGUCACUUGCUAAGACCAAAAGAAUGUGGGCAGAAGUAGCAACAUGCAAAUUUUGAGCCUAGGCUUCUGGAGGCAUCAUGUAUUUCUGUUCACCUCUCUGGAAGUUUCCACCUUCCACCAUGUUAGAAGAGCAUACCCUGGCUAGCUGAAGCCCCUUCAGCUUAGUGCCUCCCCCCACAGAGGGAGGCCCAGGGAGCAGAGCCCUCCCAGCUAACCUACAGACCUGUGAGCAUGAGAAUAAAAAAUGCAUACUGCCAUACGUAUUGAAUUCUGGGGUCGCUUGUUACACAGCAACAGCUGACUGAUACAAAUGGAGAAGACGUCCAUGAGGGAAAGUUAAAAGGGUGAUGGAAAUAUAACAGCUGUGAGAAGGUUACUGGUCUUAGGGAUAAGAUGAAUUUUUAAGAUGUGAAAUGAUUCUUCUGUAGAAUAAUGUUAUGUCUGUUGAUCCUUAAGACAAACCUAAGAGGAAAGCAGUGACAGUUUUAUCCCCAUUUUAUAGAUGAAGACAUUGAGGUUCAAAGUGGUUGAAGGUGCGGUGGGUGAGCCUGGUCUAGGCCCCAAAUCCCUGACUCCUGGGCCAGGCUCUUCCCAGCUGUGCUGCCUGCCUCUCUUGUGGGCCCGACUUAGAGCAACCAAUAUGGCAGCAGAGCUUGGCACUUCGUGAAAGUGAGGCCACUGUUGGGACCUUUCUUCUGACAGGUUGGGGAGGGAGGGCACCUCCCAGAGAAGGGGCAGCAUUUGGUUGAGAGGGGGACAGGGGUGCCAACAGACAGGUGCCUGUGUCCCACAUGCUGAAAACUGGGGGGUCUGGGUGUCUUCUGUGUGAGCCAUGGCUUUGCCGCCUACUGGUUUGCUCUCAUGCUCCCCUCAAAAGGUCUGGCAACUGUGUGUCCAGGAAAGAUACCUAUGGAAGAAAAGUGUCAAGGAACCUACACUGAAUACAUUGAUGGUCUUACCUGGUGGUUGGGGUCUGGAUUUUGACACACUUGAAGCCUCGGGGAUUUUAAACAGGAGAGUCAGCAAUCAAACCUUUGCAAAAGGCUGCAGUGGGGCUUCUGGCAGCUUGAGGGCCAGGCCACGUGGCCCCACGUUGUAGAUGCCUUAUCAGAGUACACACGAGCUGACUGGCAUUCCUACUGACUGCUGGAGCUGUCCGUCAGCAUGUUCUCAUUACUUCAGGGGGUUCUGCUCUUGUUGAAGUUGGUUUACUUUCUGAGUUGCUUUUAAUCCCUCUGUGUCCUACUUCAUGACCAGCUGACCACAUCCAUGGCACUUUGAUUUUGACCUUGGCUCCUGCUGACUGCUCCCCUCAGGCCCCUCCUGCUCCCUGACCCCCAGUCCCCCGUAGCCCUACACUCCCCUUAAUACUGCAAGACCCUUCCUUUCCAGAGAGGGACCCAGCCUUCCCAGUUGCAGGGCUGUCCUUGGAGACCACAACCCCCAACCCCAAAAUGGGGCAGAGCCCCCAUGGAUGGGGUGAUGGGCUGAAUAAUACCCCCCAAAAUAUAUCCAUGUCUUAAUCCCUGCAAACUAUGAAUUUCACACGGCAAAAAAGGAUCUCAAGAUGGGGAGACAGUCCUGGAUUAUCUGGGAGGACCCUAAACUCAAUAACCUGUAUCUUUGAGGGGGGAGAAUCGACACAGAAGAGAAGGCAAUGUAAUGAUGGAGGCAGAGACUGAAGUGAUGCAGCCAUAAGCCAAGGAACACCAGGAGCCUCCAGAAGCUGAAGAGGCAGGAAGGGUCUCCCCCAGUGCCUCCAGAGUGUGUGCAGCCCUGCCACACCUUGUUUCAGCUCAGUGAAAUGGAUUUUGGACUCUGGGCUCUAAGAUUAUUAGAGAAUAAGUUUCUGUAAUUUUAAGCCACCAAAUUUGUGCUGACUUGUUACAGCAGCCACAGGUAAUGAAUACAAAUGGGAAAGCCAAGGAUUCCAAAUGAAAUGACUGGACCCAAGGCCUGGCACAGACCCUCAGCUGCUGCCUGACAGUGUCCUUAUGACCCGGCCACUUCUGUCACCUGCGCGUGAAAUGCACAGGCUCUCCACGAGAAGGCUUCCUGCUGCCUUGCUGGCAAGUGAGGUGGACUCUGCGGCCCCUGUCCCUCCUUGGUGCCCGGUGCCCACAGCCCUGCAGCCCCCGAUGCUGCAUCUCAUGUGUGCCCUGUUGAGAGCCCCGACUCCUGGCCAGGGUGCUUGCAGCCCUCACAACUGAGGGAUUAGGAAGCAGGGGUUGGAGUUGGUGAGAGAUGGGGUCCUGGGAGAGCAGCCACCAUGGGCUCCAUUUGCAACAUGGAGUGUCUGGCUUUGGCUGCUGGCUCCAAGGUCACCUCAAGUCCUGCAGCCAGGAGUAGCCAGUGCAUCUGCUCCCCACCCCUGGGAGAGCAACUUGGGCAAAGGACACAGAGCCUUUGGCUUUUUUUUUUUUUUUUUUGACUUUUUAAAACCAAGUGCAAGUAUCAGGUGCUCUUUACAGCAGCAAGGACCUGUACCUCUUGAAAUAAACACAUGCCAGCUACCCACCUGCUGGGAAAGCCACACAGGCAGCGCUAUUGUUCUUUGUCCUCCAGGUGAUACCCUGGUAAAGGUCACAGCUGCCUAAACCUUUAAAACCCCAGGUGGGACAAACAUUUCCUGUGUGAGGAUUUGGAGCUGCAGCAGCUCACAGUUGUGUUUAUUAACACUUUGUGGAUUUUUUGUUAAAGCAGCGAAAGGAGAAAAUUGGUACCGAAGAGUAUCAAUUCUUGAUUCUUGGCAGAAUUCCUGUUGUCUUUGUGAAAGUCAAGUUUCAGGUGAGUGUGCCUGGUGCCCCAAGGGCUGUGUGACCCGUGGCCUGUGGAAGGUGGGUACCAGGCCCAGAAGCCCCGUGGAGUCCCUCUUGGUGACCGUGGCCACCCUGGGAAGAGCCCUGGCCAAUCCCGGAGGGGAGGGUGGCUGGAGCGGGGAGGGCGGUGAGCUGGUGCCCCACCCACAGCGGCAGGGGCUUCCUAGGCUGGCGACCCUCACAGGGCCUCAUCUGCUGGCAGGUGAGGAGUGAGAAGAUCCAGUGCUUGUUACUUGGCGCUUGGUGUCUGGCUCUGCACACUGGUGAGAGGGCUCAGAGGCUCACCCUGGCCUGCUCAGCAUAGCCCACAAAGACAGGGUUUACUCAGCCUUGGGCUCUACCAGCUCUGCCCAGCUGGACUCAGGGAGGCCAGGGUGCUGAGUCUGCCACCCUCAGGCCCACAUGUGAACAUUUCUCCUGCUUCAGAAUGAGGGGUGCCAGGCUGAUGGGGGUGCUGUUCGCCCUGGCUGGCCUGCUGCAGCAGGCCCUGUCCCUGAGAAUAGCAGCCUUCAACAUCCGGACUUUUGGGGAGACCAAGAUGUCCAAUGCUACCCUCUGCAACUACAUUGUGCAGAUCCUGAGUCGCUAUGAUAUCGCCCUCGUCCAGGAGGUCAGAGACAACCACCUGAUGGCCGUAGGGAGGCUGCUGGACAAACUCAACCAACCCGACCAGGUUUCCGUGCUGGACAGCUACCAGUACGAUGAUGGCUGUGAGCCCUGUGGGAAUGACAGCUUCAGCCGAGAGCCGGCUGUGGUCAAGUUCUCCUCCCCCUUCACACAGAUCAAGGAGUUUGCCAUUGUUCCCCUGCAUGCGGCCCCAUCGGAUGCGGUGGCUGAGAUCGACUCUCUCUAUGAUGUCUACCUGGAUGUCUGGCAGAAGUGGGACUUGGAGAACAUCAUGUUGAUGGGUGAUUUCAACGCUGGCUGCAGCUACGUGACCCCCUCGCAAUGGUCAUCCAUCCGCCUGCACAAGAGCCCCCGCUUCCAGUGGCUGAUUCCUGACACUGCCGACACCACCGUUACAUCCACGCACUGUGCCUAUGACAGGAUCGUGGUUGCAGGACCUCUGCUCCAAGGUGCUGUGGUUCCCAACUCAGCCGCUCCCUUUGACUUCCAAGCUGCAUACGGACUGAGUGACCAGACUGCCCUAGCCAUCAGCGACCAUUACCCAGUGGAGGUGACACUGAAGAGAGCCUGACGUGAGUGAGGCCUGGCUGGCGACCUCCGCUCUGCAGCCUGUUGCCAAGAACUGAGACGACACAGCCAAAGGCUGGGGACGGAGUUUAGGAAACCAGUGCCUGGUCCUGAGUUCCCCUGCCCCUCCCCACCACCGUGGCAGCUGGAAUUAGAGGAAGGGAACGGAAGGUAGACUUUUCCUCACUGUACCCACUUCCAUUGUAAGCUUGGAGGUUGUGUCACCAGAGCACCCCACCUUCUCAGUCUGGACAAAAAGUCUAAGAAAUACCUUUUAAGUAAAUCUCAUCUCAAAAGCA
Balaenoptera acutorostrata (minke whale) is the source of this 9104-nucleotide messenger RNA. RefSeq names its product deoxyribonuclease 1 (gene DNASE1). Gene Ontology annotation, molecular function: DNA nuclease activity. Gene Ontology annotation, biological process: DNA catabolic process. Bases 8039 to 8809 code for a protein of 256 amino acids. Lineage: Eukaryota; Metazoa; Chordata; Mammalia; Artiodactyla; Balaenopteridae. The record is from RefSeq and is a predicted model, not a curated record. The transcript is spliced from 9 exons. Gene Ontology annotation, cellular component: nucleus.